AUGGCUACAAGGCGGCUGCUGCAAUGCCGACCAUCACAUCCUGUGUUCAUAAACAAAGAGGCACUGAACUCCCCUCUCCAGCUAAAAUCAGGCUUCCCUUCACCUGUCAUUGAUGAAUUGAGUCAUAUGCCCAAGCUCCAAGCAAAGGAGAAUAGAAUUAUUAUGGUAGAGCAGAUCCUGGCAGAGUUCCAGCUGCGGGAAGAAGACCUGAAGAAGGUGAUGAGGCGGAUGCAGAAGGAGAUGGACCGUGGCCUGAGGCUGGAGACCCACGAGGAGGCCAGUGUCAAGAUGUUACCCACCUACGUGCGUUCCACCCCAGAAGGCUCAGAAGUUGGAGACUUUCUCUCCUUGGACCUGGGAGGAACCAACUUCAGGGUGAUGCUAGUGAAGGUGGGCGAGGGGGAUGCAGGACAGUGGAGUGUGAAGACCAAGCAACAGAUGUACUCCAUCCCCCAGGAUGCCAUGACGGGCACUGCAGAGAUGCUCUUUGACUACAUCUCCGAGUGCAUCUCUGACUUCCUGGAUAAGCAUCAGAUGAAGCACAAGAAACUACCCCUGGGCUUCACCUUCUCCUUCCCUGUAAGGCAUGAAGACAUAGACAAGGGCAUCCUCCUCAACUGGACCAAGGGCUUCAAGGCCUCUGGGGCAGAAGGGAACAACAUCGUGGGACUUCUCCGAGAUGCAAUCAAGAGGAGAGGGGACUUUGAGAUGGAUGUGGUGGCAAUGGUGAAUGACACAGUAGCCACGAUGAUCUCUUGCUACUAUGAAGACCGCCAAUGCGAGGUCGGCAUGAUUGUGGGCACUGGCUGCAAUGCCUGCUACAUGGAGGAGAUGCAGAAUGUGGAGCUGGUAGAAGGGGAUGAGGGACGCAUGUGUGUCAACACUGAGUGGGGCGCCUUCGGGGACUCAGGCGAGCUGGAUGAGUUCCUGCUGGAGUAUGACCGGAUGGUGGAUGAAAGCUCAGCGAACCCCGGUCAGCAACUGUACGAAAAGCUCAUUGGUGGAAAGUACAUGGGCGAGCUGGUACGACUUGUGCUGCUCAAGCUGGUUGAUGAGAAUCUUCUGUUCCACGGAGAAGCCUCGGAGCAGCUGCGCACGCGUGGCGCCUUCGAGACCCGUUUUGUGUCGCAGGUGGAGAGCGACUCGGGCGACCGCAAGCAAAUCCACAACAUCCUGAGCACUCUGGGGCUUCGGCCCUCGGUCACCGACUGCGACAUCGUACGCCGCGCCUGCGAAAGCGUGUCCACGCGUGCCGCCCACAUGUGCUCAGCGGGACUAGCCGGGGUCAUAAAUCGCAUGCGCGAAAGCCGCAGUGAGGACGUGAUGCGCAUCACGGUGGGCGUGGAUGGCUCCGUGUACAAGUUGCACCCUAGCUUCAAGGAGCGGUUCCAUGCCAGUGUGCGCAGGCUGACACCCAACUGCGAAAUCACCUUCAUCGAAUCAGAGGAGGGCAGCGGCAGGGGAGCAGCGCUGGUCUCUGCUGUGGCCUGCAAGAAGGCCUGCAUGCUGGGCCAGUGA
Messenger RNA from Cricetulus griseus (Chinese hamster), 1518 nucleotides. The record is from RefSeq and is a predicted model, not a curated record. NCBI's taxonomy places the organism in Eukaryota, Metazoa, Chordata, Mammalia, Rodentia, Cricetidae.